Hydatigera taeniaeformis is the source of this 1419-nucleotide messenger RNA. The record is from the annotation of a GenBank genome assembly. Lineage: Eukaryota; Metazoa; Platyhelminthes; Cestoda; Cyclophyllidea; Taeniidae.
AUGGCUAGGAAAAAGUUGAAAGAUAUGACAGAACUAGAGAAGGCAGCGCAUUUGGAAAAGCAACGACUGGCAGCUGCAUCUGCGGCAAAAAAGAAGAAUGAGUUAUUACAGCAUUACCUUAAAAACAAACUAGAGAAGGAAGAAAAAAUGACAAAGCUAAAUAAUUAUAAGGUUAACCAUCAGUGGAGAAUUUUGCUGCGUGAAGCUAAGUCGAAGGAAAUGAAAAAAGAUUUGCAGAUAUUGAAAAGUACAUUCGAGCGAGUUAAAGAUAGAAAAGAUCAAAUACUAAGAACACUGGACAUUGAGUUAGCUCAAUCUGAAGAACAGUAUAUGAUGUCUUUGCGUGAUCAUCUGCGCAAUAUGGACUUGUUUAUUAAGAUAGAGAAAACGUACAUGGUGACACGCCAUCGGCAGCAGAUAGACGAACUGAAAGACACAUAUGUAGCCUUUGAUAAGUAUUUUUUACAAAAGGAGCAAAUCGCCAGGAGUGAGUAUGGCAGCAUCCGGGACGAGAUGAAAAAUAAGGCAAUCGAAAACAAGCAUGCUUUGCGGAUGGCGCUUGAGAAGAAGGUGAAUGCUCUUUGGGGAGAAUUUACCACACUUAAAACAAAUUACCUCAAGGCCACAGAAGAGCGUCGAUCCUACUACGAGGUGCUCAAAAAACGCAAUGACCAAUCUCUUAAAGAUAUUGAAUAUCAAAUGUCACAUUUAAAAACGGUCAGUUUCAAAAUCGUCGCAUUGAAAACCCAUCUGGGGAAGAUCCAGGAGGAGUACAAAGAAAAAAACCGCCUACUUGGUGAUGAACGCGAGCGUCUAUCGGCUCACUUUCUUGAUCUUAAGCGUCAAAUAAAUGAGCUACGUGAUCGACAACUAAUGAAACUGACGGAUAUGGUUAAUGUGAGCAACUCGGUUCACAACGCCCUAAGUGAGAUGGUUAAGCAGGCCAACAUAAUAAUUGGACUUGGGGAGAAGUGCCGCCACUUGGAGUCGGAGGAAGAAAAAGUUCUCCCUUUUUACGUCUCCUGUCUGACUCAGGAGGAUGAGAGAGAACUUGCGGAUAGAUGUGACGCUGAAGAAGAUGCGGAAAUUAAAGCAAUGCUAAAGCUCUAUGAACCGCUUGACACAUUUUGGCGCCGCUUUAGCAAAGUUCAACUGGAAAAGUUGGCUUUACUUAAAGAGCAUCAAAUUUUGGAAGUAGAAAACCGUCAUUUGAAAGCUUUGAUUGCUCGGUACCUGGAAAAUUUGUCAGUUAAUGAAAAGAUUAUGUCAGAACCCAACAGCCUUCUCAUAAUCAACAGCAGGCAUAACCUCACUGUCGACCCUGCUAUACGGGAUGGCAAGAGACGUCCUGUGGCCACAAUCAAGUUGGAAGGUGCUCUGGUGGCUAAAGAAGGAGGCACUUUGUGUCAAGAAUUUUGA